AUGGACACAGGACCUCUGGGGUACGUGAACACCUACAGCGGAGAUGAGCUGAUCUGCUACAACCAGUUUUCAGUGUUUGUGGUCGGAGCUGGAGGAUUCGGAGGGAAGAGAACCUCUGAGAAAGCAAAAGCUUCUCUGCCCCCACCUAAACGGGCACCAGAUGCUGUGGUGAUUGAUUCGACCACAAGAGACCAAGCGGCCCUGUACCGGUUGAGUGGAGACUGGAACCCUCUUCAUAUAGACCCCAGCUUUGCUGCCAUGGGAGGCUUCCAGGCUCCCAUCCUUCAUGGCUUGUGCUCGUUUGGCUUCGCUGCAAGACAUGUCCUCAAGCAGUUUGCCGACAACGACCCCUCCAGAUUCAAGGCUAUCAAGGUUCGCUUUGCAAAGCCGGUGAUGCCGGGUCAGUCACUGCAAACUGAGAUGUGGAAGGAAGGCAACAGAAUUCACAUCCAGUGCAAAGUGAAGGAGACAGAUGCCAUUGUGCUCGCUGGGGCCUAUGUGGAUUUACAUGGUGCAUCAGAGGCUUCUUCAGAAAAUCUCACUCAAGGAGGGGAUCUUCGGAGUGAUCUGGUGUUUGCAGAGAUCGGGCGUCGUAUUAAAGACGUUGGCUCUGAGUUGGUCAAGAAGGUGAAUGCUGUGUUCAGUUGGGAGAUCAUCAACGACGGCAAGAGCGCUGCACAGUGGACCAUUGACCUGAAGAACGGCAGCGGUUCCUUGCACAAAGGCCCUUACAGCGGGAAAGCGGAUGUGACCUUCACUGUGUCGGAUAAAGACUUCAUGGAGGUGGUGCAGGGGAAACUCAACCCUCAGAAGGCCUUCUUCUCCGGCUUGCUGAAGGUUAAAGGGAACAUCAUGCUGAGUCAGAAGCUGGAGGUCAUCCUGAAGGACUACGCCAAGCUGUGAGCUCCUCAGCCAACCAGUCAGAUGACUUUCUCACCGACUAACCAACCUACCACCUCUCUCCAUUUGUCGGCUUUUAUUCUUCUGAUUCAUGAGUGUAGGCAAACGUUCAGCUGGUAGACUUAAAGCUACGUCAGAAUUAAUUUUCUAAUGUGAAUUGACUUUUACUGAAGUCAUAAACUGUACAGAGAUGAUAAAAGAUAUGUUUUUUUUUUAUUGUAUCACUUUGGCUACAUUCACAUUACAGGUCAUCAAUGCUCAAUUUAGAUUUUCCCGAGAUCUGAUCAUUCUGCCUAGACUGUUAACAUUCAUGAUUAAAGAAACCCAUAUCUGACAUCAGUGAGAGCAGAUCGCUGCCCUGAAGCACCUCAUGCAGCCAAAAACAUCACACACCUCGUCCUAACAUACAGCGAGUACACAAACUCUGACUGUGAAAGAGUGUCCACAAGUACUACAAGCAACAGCAACAUUUAGGAAGCCUUUUGAGUCCUGGCCAAACAGUCUGCUGGUAUUGAGGGUUAUUUCCUCUCACUCAGACAAAGAAAGCUUUCAGAGAUAACUUUUGUUUAAACAUUUAAUUUUGAAUUCAGUGUUGAUUGCAUAAUGUAUUGGCUAACAAUAAAUAAAUACAUGAAUAAAAACAUUAAAAUUG
Molecule: messenger RNA, 1552 nt
Organism: Plectropomus leopardus (leopard coralgrouper)
Lineage: Eukaryota; Metazoa; Chordata; Actinopteri; Perciformes; Serranidae
Source: RefSeq, a predicted model, not a curated record